CUUUAUCAAUCUCAUCCACCAAACAAACCACCGUGAGAGUAUUAGUAAGGAAAAAACUAAAAUUUCGAGGACAACCCUAGUAGGGAUCUUGAUCCAUGUUACUCUUUGCCACGUUGUUCAGUAGUAGGUGGGAUCUUAGAAAGAAAAAAAAAAGCUUAACAAGUCCAGUAUUGAAUGAGAAGAAAGAUGGGAUGCGUUAUCAAAGUAUGGGAGUUUGUAAAUAGAAAAAUAAGGAGCUGUUUGAAAAGGAAAAAGGGUAUCGAAAACAGAGACAACAGCAUAGCAGAAAGAUGGGAAGUUUUGAGUGGUAAGAAUAAUUGGGAAGGUUUACUUGACCCUUUGGAUUAUGAUCUCCGCCAAUACCUCAUUCACUAUGGCCAAAUGUGUCAAGCCAUCUACGACUCAUUCAAUAAUGAGAAAGUUUCAAAAUACAGAGGAACAAGUCGAUACUCCAAAAAGAACCUCUUCACAAGAGUGGGGCUCGACAAAAACAAAUAUGAAAUCACCAAAUAUUUCUAUGCAGCUUCAAAUGUGCCAAGUAAAACUGAGAAGAUGAAAGAAUCAAAUUGGAUUGGGUUUGUUGCUGUUGCCACUGAUGAAGGUAAAGUUGCAUUAGGGAGGAGAGACAUUUUGAUUGCUUGGAGAGGGACCAAGACGGUCUCGGAACGCAACGAUGACGAUAACUGGUCCUUGGUCCAACCAACAAAAAUCUUUGGUGAAAAUACGGAUAACAUUCUAGUACAUGGAGGUUUUUAUUCAAUUUAUACUUGUCUUAACGACGCUUCAGAUUUCAACCGAAUAACCAGCGCCAGAGAUCAGGUUCUUGAAGAAGUUAAAAGGUUGUUGAAGCAAUACAGUAAGGAGGAAGUUAGCAUCAGUGUUACAGGCCACAGUUUGGGUUCAUCAUUGGCCACACUUUGCUCAGUUGACAUAGUUGUUAACCAAAUCAACAAGGAGUUUCCAGUGACUGCAUUUUUAUUUGCUAGCCCACGAGUUGGAGAGGCCAAUUUCAAGAAAGCUUAUCAAAAAUUGAAAAAUCUUCAAAUCUUGAGGAUUACCAAUGCCCUUGAUGACAUUCCCAAAAAGCCAGACCGUGGACUGGUCGAAGGUUCUGCAACAGAUUGGAGAGUGUAUGAAGAUGUUGGCAUCGAACUUCCAAUAGAUACUACAAAAUCAGACUACUUGAAGAAAGACAUAUUUUGUCAUAUUCUGGAAGUUUAUCUGCACGGAAUUGCCGGAACACAUGGACCAGAAGGAGAGUUCAAGCUGGAAAUAAACAGAGAUAUCGCAUUGGUGAAUAAGCAAGGGGACUUUUUGAAGGAUGAAUAUGGUGUACCAGCUACAUGGUGGAUCGAGAAGAACAAAGGAAUGGUUCAACAAGAAGAUGGAUCUUGGAUUCUCAUGGAUUAUGAGAUUUAAUUUCUGAACAUCGAGGGGUGUUUGGACUCCAUUAUUCGUUUGCUGAUACUGGAAAUAAACUUCAUCUCUCUCUAAACAAAAUCCCUCCUCCCUAUUUCUCCUUAAGACCUUAUGGUGAAACAUUCUUUCAUCAUCCCCACUGGUCGAUUUUUCUGUGUGCAUCUUGUUAUAGAUUUUAUUGGUAUGCACGUAUCUACAAAUUUUCAACCAUGUAAUUAAUCUUAAGUGUAUAAUUAAUACAUUGGUCAGCGAAUGAAUUUGACUAAUUUUU
This is a messenger RNA of Solanum dulcamara, 1690 nucleotides long. RefSeq names its product phospholipase A1-II 1-like. The coding region runs from base 175 to 1419 and encodes 414 amino acids. Gene Ontology annotation, molecular function: glycerophospholipid phospholipase A1 activity. The transcript is spliced from 3 exons. The record is from RefSeq and is a predicted model, not a curated record. Gene Ontology annotation, biological process: lipid metabolic process. Lineage: Eukaryota; Viridiplantae; Streptophyta; Magnoliopsida; Solanales; Solanaceae.